UGAUUUCGGCAUCCGCCAAAAAGCUAGGCAGAGCGGUUCCAGCUCGCGCUGGAGCAACAACACCCACGACCAUGGAAUCUAUAGCGAGGAUAUCCACCCUCCUUGAGAGUGCCCGGGAAUUGACCCUUGACGCUGCCUCGGCCGCCCGCAGCGCACGCACCCCAUCCCGACCUCUUGAUCGGAACCAGGUGAAAAGGCUCUUGGAUAGUCGCAAUGAGCGGGAAGUGCUUGAUGGGCUGCGGCGCGUCAUCUCGAUGAUGUACCGCGGCCAAAAGACACUCCCCCUAUUCUCGUCCGUCGUCAAGAAUGUUGCGUCGCCGAAUCUUGAGAUUAAGAAGCUGGUUUACAUCUACCUCAUCCACCAUGCCGAGGAGGAGCCCGACCUUGCCCUGUUGUCCAUCAACACCAUCCAAAAGUCGCUGUCCGACACGAACCCCCAGGUGCGUGCCUUGGCGCUGCGCACCAUGUCGGGUAUCCGCGUGCCGGUCAUAAGCCAGAUUGUGUCGCUAGCGAUUCGAAAAGGCGCUGGGGAUAUGAGUCCGUACGUCAGACGCGCCGCGGCAUUGGCCAUCCCGAAGUGCUACCGCCUUGACCCCACGCAACUACCCCAGCUGCUAGAAUACCUCUCAACUCUGCUCGGAGACAAGCAGUACUACGUGGCCGGUGCGGCUGUGACGGCUUUCAUGGCGAUCUGCCCUGAGAGGAUAGACCUGAUACACAAGCAUUACCGGAACCUGGUCAGGAUGAUUGUGGAUAUGGACGAAUGGAGCCAGCUGUCGACGCUGCGGCUGAUGACAAUAUACGCGCGAAAGUGCUUCCCGAGAAGGACAAAGACGGUGAGGACCAAGGAGAGAGCUGCCGACCUCCAAGAUUUCUACGGUGAAGGUUCAAACAACAGCUCAGAGGGCGAGCAGGUCCCGGUUCCCAACCCCGACCUCGAGCUGCUUCUCAACAGCAUUAAGCCCCUGCUUCACUCUCGCAAUUCGGGCGUGGUAGUAGCCGUAGCGAGGUGCUACUCCGCCGUGGGGACUCCUGCGUACACCAAGACGGCCGUCGGACCGCUAAUAGCCCUGCUCCGUGGCGCCCAGGAUAUCCAACAGAUCGCCCUGUUCAACAUCGUGUCUAUCUGCCUGACCUGUCCUGCUGAAUUUGUCAAGUACGCCACUCAUUUCCUUGUCCGUGCAACUGACACCCAGCCGGUAUGGGAGCUCAAGCUGGAGCUGCUCACUCUCAUCUUUCCACAUGCUCCACAACACGUCAAGAGCCUCAUCCUGAACGAGCUUGAGCAUUUCAGCCGAGGCUCAGAUAAGAUGCUCGUGAGAGAGGCGGUACGCGCCAUCGGGCGCUGCGCGCAAACAGACACCGCCACGGCACCCAGAUGUCUGCGCCUACUGCUUGGUCAGAUUACAAGCCUAGACGGCACUCUAGCCGCCGAAAGCUUAACCGUCAUCCGCCACCUCAUCCAGCAAGACCCAACGGCACACGUUGCCACCGUCAUCCGGCUGGCCAAGAACCUCGACUCAGCUACCGACCCUCAAGCCCGCGCCACCAUCAUCUGGCUCGUCGGCGAAUUCUCGGGGCUCAACGGCGAGGACAACAUCGCCGCCGACGUGCUACGCAUACUCCUGAAGGACUUUGCCUCGGAAUCUGAGCUUGCCAAGCGCCAGAUCGUCCUGCUCGGCGCAAAGGUCUACCUGCACCAUCUCAACCGGCAAAUCGAAGAAUCUCACUCCCAGUCCCAGUCCCAAACCGAGGACGAACCAUCACCAUUCCACCACUCCCAGCCCACCAGCGGUCCUCAACUCUUCGAAGACGAAAACCACCCCGUCGCAAAACUUUGGCGCUACCUCCUUCUGCUCGUCCGCUACGACACGUCAUACGACCUUCGCGACCGCACGCGCCUCUACAAGGCCCUGCUCUCGGUGCCGCAGCUCGCCACGCUGAUGCUGCUCGCCCCGAAACCGGCUCCGCAGGCGCCUAGUCCGUCAGAGACGAGGAAGGGGUACACACUCGGCUCGGCCGCGUUGGUCCUUGCCGGCGCCGGCGCCGGCGGAGGGGUGCAUGGCCUGAGGGGGUAUGAAGAUUUACCUCUGUGGGUGGAGGAAGGGAGGGAGCCGGAUGGGAGGUUGAGGGAUGUUGAUGGGGCAGGGGAAAGGUAUUAUGGGGAGAAGAAGGGGGUUACUGUUCCUGCUGCUGCCGAGGUGUUGGAUGCAGCUGCUGCUAGGUCGUCCCCGUCGUCGGUUGGGGCCGGGGCGAGGGCGCCUAAGGCUGCGAAUGGCGUCGGGGAGAAGACGUUGGAUGAUUGGUUGGCUGAAGAUGAAAGUCAAGAGGAGGAGGAAGAGGAGGAAAACGAAGAGGAAGAGGAGGAGGAGGAGGAGGAGGAGGAGGAGGAGGAGGAGGAGGAGGAGGAGGAGGAGGAGGAGGAGGAGGAGGAGGAGAAUGAUGAAGAGGAUGAUGAAGAGGAGGAGAGUGACGAGGAGGAAGACGAGAGUGAAGAGGAGUCUGAGGAGGAUGCCAAGCUCAUGCGGUCCUCAUGA
Messenger RNA from Parathielavia appendiculata, 2537 nucleotides. Its product is annotated as ARM repeat-containing protein. Gene Ontology annotation, cellular component: membrane coat; AP-3 adaptor complex. Gene Ontology annotation, biological process: intracellular protein transport; vesicle-mediated transport. NCBI's taxonomy places the organism in Eukaryota, Fungi, Ascomycota, Sordariomycetes, Sordariales, Chaetomiaceae. The transcript has 3 exons. Bases 72 to 2537 code for a protein of 821 amino acids. The record is from RefSeq and is a predicted model, not a curated record.